AUGUCUAAAUUUCUAAAUUUUGCGGAUGGAAUUGCAGGCGACAAUUUCAGCACCAUUAGGAAUCUCGGCUACACGAUCAUACAGCACCUCCUGUACUGUGAAGUACAUGUUAAUCAUUAUCUGGGAAAAAAGGAUGCACUUGAGUGGGUAUUUAUUAAUACCGAUAAAAAUACACUGAAUCGAUCGAAAUUUAUGAUUUCGAUGAUUUUACUUUUAGAAAUACUUCGGGCAAGAAUAAAAAUCAAGGCUCUUGAUAUGUUGUAUUCGGCCAAUCAUCCAAAGCAAAAUGUGUCAUUCACAUAUCGAAAGUUAGAAAAUGAUACUAAUUACUACAGAUCAGGAAAGUACGAUACCCGUAAUCCGAAUGUUAUCUUGGAAGUACGAACGUGUGACAACAUGUUGCAUCUCACUGGUACCAUCGUGAAUAUUGUACCAUUUGAGAAGCAAACCUAA
Molecule: messenger RNA, 453 nt
Organism: Loa loa (African eye worm)
Lineage: Eukaryota; Metazoa; Nematoda; Chromadorea; Rhabditida; Onchocercidae
Exons: 3
Coding region: 1-453 (150 amino acids)
Source: RefSeq, a predicted model, not a curated record